ACCUCACUUAAACAAUGACACACUCAAAUGGAUAUGCGUAUUUGAAUACUUACCAAAGUCUUCCUAUUUUGGUGCAAUUUAGUUUCCUAUUUUCUUGCAUCACACAAACUUACCGUAAUUAAUUAAUUAAUGUUUAAUAUAUAUAAUCUACUAGCUAACACAUGAUUUACUUUUAUAUACCAUAAAUUAUUUUGCACCAUUUCCUUUAAGCUCAUCACCCACUCCACUCACACAAUCAUGCGAUCUUUUCCGCCGUCACAUCCAUCCCCCGCAUACAUCGAAAACGAUACGCAUCAUCAUCAUCUACAUGAAGACUUCACUCUUAUGAUCAUCGUCUUCGUUUUGUAUGGCAUUGUUGCCAUAAGGUAUGUAACCUUUAAUGAUGGUUCUCGUGGAACUAAUCUUAGCUUCCAGAGACAGCUACCGCCACUGCAGCCGCCAAUGUGUCCGCGGCAGAUUGAGGCGAUGAUUAAGGACAUAGUUGUUGACGUGGAAUUGUGUUGUCCAAUAUGUCUUGAGGAUUUGAAGAAGGUUGAUGAUGAUAAUGGCCGUGGCGAUGAUGAUAAAGUCGUGGUUUGUUUAUCCAAGUGCCAUCAUAGUUUCCACAUGAAGUGCAUUUUUUCUUGGCUUAGACAAAGUCAGGAUUGUCCCAUUUGUCGUACCUCUGUUUAUCGAGGUGAAGUUACAUUGAUCAAUAAUGGUGUAGGCCUAGGAGAUCAAGCGUAGCGUUAUAAACCAUAUUUUAACAUAAUUUUGGUUUUCGUGUUUCGUUUAUUAUCUUCACUCACUAGUAUCAUUAUUUUUCGUCAUAAAUGUCACUUCCUAUUUAUUUCUUUCGUUCUGUAAUUGUUCCAUU
This is a messenger RNA of Arabidopsis lyrata subsp. lyrata, 856 nucleotides long. Its product is annotated as RING-H2 finger protein ATL40. NCBI's taxonomy places the organism in Eukaryota, Viridiplantae, Streptophyta, Magnoliopsida, Brassicales, Brassicaceae. The record is from RefSeq and is a predicted model, not a curated record. Gene Ontology annotation, molecular function: zinc ion binding.